Messenger RNA from Mycetomoellerius zeteki, 3057 nucleotides. It is a transcript of the gene Dsor1, whose product is annotated as mitogen-activated protein kinase kinase 1. Lineage: Eukaryota; Metazoa; Arthropoda; Insecta; Hymenoptera; Formicidae. The coding region runs from base 535 to 1782 and encodes 415 amino acids. Gene Ontology annotation, molecular function: protein kinase activity; ATP binding. Gene Ontology annotation, biological process: protein phosphorylation. The record is from RefSeq and is a predicted model, not a curated record. The transcript is spliced from 8 exons.
GUGGUGGUACUAGAUAUGUUCGCUUUUGUGGUUCCCGCGAAGUUUCGCAUAACCUUUCUUCUUCGCUUUUCGUGAGUGUUCCACACCCCCUAUCGCUUAGGUUAGCGACAUAUAUCAUUGUUAACAUAUACUCGACGAUUACCAGGACCUGACGCGUGAUAAAAACGUAUCUCUUACUGAAUAAUGAAAACUUUAAAUAACAAAGAGAUUUGUGAUUUGGCAGUUCGUUCUUAUUAGCAACGUAUACUAAGUAUUGAACGAACGUUUCCCUUUAUGAAUGCAUGCGAAGAGAACAAACGAUGAAUACAACUGCGAGAUUCGCGCGAAUAUUGUGAUUCGCGCGAAAAUUGCGAAAAAUUGACGGACACGGUAAAUUUUUUUGUUGUCUCAUAGAUCUUGCGUUAUUCGCUUGAAAGAAAAAUGAGAUAGAUGAGACAGAUUAAUCUUACAUGAUCCGCAAGUUCACGUCUGUGUUAAGUGAUAAUCUCACGUAGUGUUUUCUCUUCAAAAUACUUUUAAACGGCCAAUCACCAAAUGUCAAAAAACAAACUCAACUUAACAUUACCACCUGGCUCGAUAGAACCAGUACCAGAAGCAUCUCCUUCACCGCCGGUUCCGCCUGCGUAUCCGGAACCUCCAGAGAUGCCUGACGGCAUGAGGGACACAUUGAAUAUUGAUACUCUUCAAGCAAGACUAGAAGAUCUAGAAAUGGAUGAGGAACAAAAGAAACGACUAGAGAGCUUUCUGGGACAAAAAGAAAAAGUUGGAGAACUAUGCGGCGAAGAUUUUGAAAAGUUAGGUGAAUUAGGUUCGGGGAAUGGUGGCGUUGUUACAAAAGUCAAACAUAAAAAAUAUGGUCUUAUAAUGGCAAUGAAGCAAAUACGCUUGGAAGUGAAGCCACCUAUCAAGAAGCAAAUAAUUAGAGAAUUAAAAGUUCUUCAUGAAUGUAACUUUGCACAUAUAGUUGGAUUUUAUGGCGCUUUUUGCAGUGGGGGAGAAAUUUGUAUAUGUAUGGAAUAUAUGGAUGGUGGAUCGUUAGACCUAAUAAUGAAAAAAGCGGGACGAAUUCCAGAAUCCAUGAUAAGUACAAUCACAUGUGCUGUUCUGAAAGGUUUAACUUAUUUACGAGAUAAACACGCCAUAAUGCAUCGAGAUGUAAAACCAAGCAACAUCUUGGUAAACAGCGCGGGUGAAAUCAAGCUCUGCGAUUUUGGCGUUUCUGGACAACUGAUCGAUUCGAUGGCUCAUUCGUUCGUCGGCACACGAAGUUAUAUGUCGCCAGAAAGACUCCAAGGAUCACAUUAUUCAGUGCAAAGCGACAUUUGGUCGCUCGGUGUAUCACUCGUGGAAAUGGCGAUUGGGAUGUAUCCUAUUCCACCGCCGGAUGAUAAGCUUUUAGCUUCUAUAUUUGGUUCGGAAUGGAUGCAACACGCUGGGGAGAAUCCGACAACAGUUAGCGAAUCCUCCACGCCGCCUCCACGACCACCGACGAGACGUUGCACGCACACUCCUAAGCCGUUAGCGGUAUUCGAGCUGUUAGAAUUGAUAGUCAAUGAACCACCGCCAAGACUGCCAUCCGGAUUAUUCAGCAACGCUUUCAUAGAUUUCAUUGAUCGGUGUUUAAAGAGGAACCCAAAUGAUAGAGCAGAUUUAAAAACGUUAACGAAUCAUGAGUGGAUAAGGAAAGCUGAAUCAGAAAACGUAGAUCUCGCUGGAUGGGUAUGUCGUACUAUGGACCUAGAGCCGUCUACGCCAACACACUUAUCGACCGUGCAAUCCUGAAUAAAUGUAACUCUUACAUACUUGACUACGUAUAUUCGCGUUCAGUACUCCUAAGUUACGCCUUGGUUCAUCUAGGUUUUCAUUCGACCAAACAGUGGCGUAUAUAUCUCUCAUGUUCCCUCCUCUAGCAAUAUCUUUUUACGAAAUUAAUACAUCUACGUUUUUAGUAGGUGCGCCAAGUCCGUUGACUGUAUCAAAUGAACAUCGUGUCACUGUUGACUGUUGAGUGCGUUACGCAAAUGAUUACUCAGAUUUUACUUAUGAAAGCAGUCAUAAGGAAUUCGAUUGAUAUCACAUUGUUAUGCAUCUUGGUCAUUUUCUUGAUUUUUACAGGGAGAAACGACUACAUUGUAAUACGUGUAAUAAUUCGUCAAGUAUCACCAUGAUGUAUAGGAAACAUUUGUCUUGCGGAUCGGAUGCGUCGUGUUUCGCUCGGACUUUGCUUGUCCAAAUAAUUUACACGCACAGCACGCCACUGUGCCAAAUAUUAAUUUCAUUCACAAGAUUCACUUUACGUGUUCGUCUUAUGCUUCUGUUAAAAGUAUGUAAGAUGACACACAAAUUGCAAUAUAAGUUUAUUAUUAGAUUCAUGGGCAAAUUGUGUUCCCCAUGAUAUGAUAUUAGGAUGCGCGAAUGAGCAUUAAACCUACGAACAUCAUUUGAGAAAAUUAAUUAGUUACUUGUAUAAGAUUUGUACCUGACAUCCAUAGAAAUGUUAUUUACACGAUCAAAAAUUUCAUCUUUAAUCAUGUUAAACCGUUGUUUUUGUAUCAGUGCAUAACUUUGAUUAAACACGCGGUUGCUGUCUUUAUUUUCAAUCACUCGCACGCGCGUUGUGCAUACCACAUACGAAUUAACACAUGUCUUUAAUUUUAAUCGUAUGCGCGCACGCACAUCUCACCACGCACGCACGCGCACGCACGCGCGCGCGCGCGCACACACACACACACACACACACACACACACACACACACACCCACACACACCCCAUAGAAACACAAAACGCAAACACACGCGCUUUUUACACUAUAUAGUAUAGUAAUAGUAAUCAUUUUCAAAAAAGGCAAUUUAGAGAGAAUAUUUUGAUAAUAUAAUUCAAGUCUUUAAAAUUAAUUCGCUUUCGAUUAUAAAAAGUCUUGCAAAUUUAUUAACAUUAAUAUAUAAACUCACAUUUAAUAGACUAUUAUGUACAUUUAAGAUGUAAAAGACCAACUAUCAUCGCAUAAUCAAUCCUUCAAUGACAAACAUACAAAGUAAAAAAAACUUGUCUCAUUU